GGUACUUGGGAACCGGGUCAAGCAAAUGCAAUAAAAGCACGAAUCCGGGUCGCGUUUUAAUAUCCAGACACAUUCGGUCCUUCGCCGGGUCUGCGUCGGCGUUAGUUCUCAGUGGAAGUGGAGAACGACAAAAUGCUGCAGUGCAUCUCCUUCAAGUCGUCAUCAGGGAACUCAUCAUUACCGACCUCGCCGCCGAUGAACAAUAUCAAUUCUCACCCGCAGCUUUCACAGGCAGGGAGUGGGAAUUCGACCGAUGGCACGCCGCGGUCGAGCGCACAGCCUUCUCCCGUCAUCAACCUCACACGCGAGUACACCCUUGCCCUUCAGACCAAUUCCUACAAUGAGAUGUGGACGCGAAUCCACGUUGUGGACAAUGACCAAGUACAGGAAGAGGUCGAAGUAGAAAAUGGUGAGCUGCUGUUGAGCCAGGUGCUGCAACCAGACAGAGACUCUGUGGAGGAAGCUCUCCGCCACUCCAGGCCGAGCACUCUCACCCGCCUAGUCUCCACAUACUUCGAACACAGUGAGAACACCACCAAACUCUGUCUCCUCCUCCACCAGAGCGUUUAUCAGGCUCGGGCGCUUUACGCCCCCAUCCAUAAUCUACUGGAGGUGCUUCCCCACAAUAGCCACUCCUAUACACUCUCAGAGCCCCAAUGUGAUUGGGCCUCUGAUGUUUUUGUCCAGUUUGAAAGCCUUGACAAUCCUUUCCCUUGCCCCGACUCUCACAACUUCCACGAAAUGAGGCGUUGUUUCUCCCAGCUGAAGCUGCAGCUGGAUCGCCGCCUCAGCAAGUCCCGCUCCAAAGUUCGCCUUCUCCGCCACACUACAUCUGGCCCUUCCUUGUGCUUGAUUGGAACUGCUGUGGCUGCUGCUAUUGCUGGCACAGUCCUUGCAACUCACGCUCUAAUUGCCAUUGUCGCUGGUCCUUGUUUUACAGCGUACCUUCCUCGAGAGUUGACUAAGAAGGAGUCUUCACACAUUGCGCAGCUUGAUGCUGCUGCCAUGUGCAGUUACAUAUUGAACGAGGAUCUGGGCACCAUUGACUGCGUGGUUGCAAGAUUAUAUACUCACAUUGAAGGUGAUAAGUUUCUGAUACGAUUAGGUUUGGAGAAGGGAAGGGAGAGGCAUCCUAUUGAGGAAGUGCUUAAGCAGCUCCACAAGAACCAUCUCGCUAUUAACGAACAACUCAACGAGCUUGAAGAACGUAUUUGUAUCUGCUUUAACACUGUCAAUAAGACCAGAUCCCGGCUCCUUCAAGAGAUCCGUCUUCAUCAAACUUCUUAUGCAUGAGUCCUGACUGAUUUCAAUAGCUUGAUAGUUCUGAUAUUUACUCCCUAUAUAUACUCUUUGUAUAACCAACCAUAUGUGGCAUCUUGCAAAACUCUGACAAAGAAAUAAAACUCCCCUUAAUUUUACGAUAUCUUGCGCACCUUUCGUUAGUUAUUUCAGUUAUUUGUGGAGGGGAAAGUGGUUUGCAGCAUCUUACACAUAUGAGCAAGAACCCAUUCUUUCCCUGCUUCUUUCUUUGAUACUGAUUUUGCUUUGCUCAUUGAAUACGUUGGAUGAAUGCUGAUGUAUAUGCUUCAGAAUUGGGUAGUAGGGUUGCAUUGUUGAUGUUUUGUGAGACUGAUUCACUCAGUAUAAGGAAAAAAAAUGGCAGCACAUUGUAUCAGGC
Tripterygium wilfordii is the source of this 1678-nucleotide messenger RNA. Its product is annotated as UPF0496 protein At3g19330-like. The transcript is spliced from 2 exons. The coding region runs from base 133 to 1293 and encodes 386 amino acids. The record is from RefSeq and is a predicted model, not a curated record. NCBI's taxonomy places the organism in Eukaryota, Viridiplantae, Streptophyta, Magnoliopsida, Celastrales, Celastraceae.